Chara braunii is the source of this 1893-nucleotide messenger RNA. Lineage: Eukaryota; Viridiplantae; Streptophyta; Charophyceae; Charales; Characeae. The record is from the annotation of a GenBank genome assembly.
UGAAGACAGCAUGAUCAUGGGAUGGCACCCGGAGCUUGCUGCCGCCAUCAGACCCUUCUCAACACUGCAGCCGCCCAUAGUACACUGCCAGAUCGCCAUGCUUGGGAUCCCUGCAGAUGUCUUACUGCAGGCGUAUGAAGCUACGCUGGGACAGACUCCCUUCCUGAUCGAAAACCUCUCCUUCAGCGAUUGGGCUUCGCUUGUCCACGUCAUGCAGAGCAAACCACAGGAGCUAGACACCAAAAUUCAAGACUUCGCUAGUAAUAUUACUGGAUCCUGCAGAAAGGCAGCUAUCGAGAAUAGAGAACUUAACCUUAUCAUAGCCAAGGCUGAGAAGAUCAUCCUGGAGUUGCACGGAUAUGACUCUUCACACCUUGAUUCCGCAGGGCAAGUUUCCACCCCUGAAAGAACAGAAACGUUCAGCGAGACGUACAUCAGUCGUAUGUCGCUCUCGCAAGUAGAGCUGGAGUACUUCAGGAAGAAGGAGGCCGAGCGAAGGAGCAAUGCACACACUGAGCUUACACCGCUCACAAGAGACACAGGGCAUAAGUUCGCUAAGAACAGCCCCUUCCCACCACUCAAAUCCAACACCUGGACAGAGAAGGCUGUGCAGCACGUCCAUAACCGACUGUGGAAGCUUGACACCUUUAACUACACAACGCUUAUCAGCGUAGAGGCAUACAUGGCGCUUGCUCGAAUCACAGACGCAGAGGUAGAUAACUGUCGCAGUGCUGCUAGGAAUGGUACUAUCUACUUCCCAGCAACCAGAGGCGGUUUUGACGCAGAGUUUCCACCGAUUGCCAAGCUCGAGAAGAGCAAAUGCCCAAACAGGCCGCUCCUUCAUCAAAAAGGCAUCCCGAAGUUCCCCGCACACGUCUCCGAACUCAAGAAGCUUUGGAACGCAGUGAGACCAUAUCCGAAGUGUGCAUGCCCCGGAUGUGAGAAAAACUUCAUGUGGUUCGACCACAUGAUCUGGUAUAUUAUCGGCAACCUAAACAAGAUCGACCCACUUGCCCCAUCAGACAAGAUCAGGAUGCUUGAAUUCCAAGCACUCCUUCGCACGUCAUGGAGAAAGGUGAUUCUUGCGCAGAUCUCCUUCAUCUUCAUGAGAGAAUACAUGAUCAAGAUUGUGAACCUUUUCACACAGAACAGAAGGAUCUCUGCAGAGGAGAUACUAGAGUAUGAGGAUAUCAGAAACGUGUCAUUCGUACACAAGUUCACUGCUGUGUUACUCCCCAGCGGCGAAGGUUUACUGUCGCAAAGAGCAAAUGCAGGGCGCAAUGCAAAUGUUGAAGACAAUUCCCCGGCACCGAAUCACAACACAACACCCGCAGGCUUAAAUGCCACAGCAAAUACAGUUCUCCACGUAACACAUAACACCGGAAACAGCACAACCCUCAAUGCGAACUGCAACACUACAGCCGCACCACAACGACACGUUCAUGUUGCUAACGCAGGAACCUUGAACAGGCCAACCAUAGAAAGCUUCGCUCAAGUACAGACAUCUAGUAACGCCCUUGCCAACGCUGCUGCACAGCUUGCCACACGACAAGCGAACACAACCCCCACUGGCAAUGCCUCCCUCGCAAAUGCCCUCACUACCGCGCUGCCUGCAAUAUGACGGAUCAACGCAACGGGAAGUACCUACACACUGCUCGUGAACAACCCAACCGCACCGCACACAACACACAUUGGAGCUAACACUCAACCAGGGUUCACAAUGUCACUCCCACCACACCUUACCUCAUACAUGAACAACCGCAAUAGCACAACCUGCACUUACAGCGAAAGACAGGCUCGCUGGCGAGAACUGCUCCUUAGUAUAGCCAUGAAUCCCCUCCCAACAGAAGUAAAAAGGAACCGCAGAAGAGGUAACAAAACGCAAAGAAUCCA